CUUGACCUCUAAGCUGAGUGGCAAAUAUUCGUAUUGAACAUGUUCUAUUGCGCUCCACGCACCGUCACUCACACGUAUUCUGGAAAGUGAUCAUCAGUAGAGCAACGCUACGGAUUAAUACCGUUAUACGAUAAUGUGCAUUAAUGCCUCUGGCUGAAUACCAGCUUGUAUUGGCAUACCUACUGCACUUAAUGGGACUUAAUACAUGUUUCAAAUAUAAUAGCGGUAAACAAUCGAGGAAUAUGGAAGACCUCCACUUGCUGCUGCAGACAAAUGACGAAAUUUUCCUUGCUUCUGGAAAUUCUGUUUUAGUUUCUGCAGCUGCCAAUAUUUCCUAUCUUACUCGUGCUUUCGAGUGGGCUAGCUCCAGCUUUCAUAUAAACAGCCGUACAGGUCAAAGGUGGCGUUCUUCGAUUGUUUCAUUUACAAGUGUACAGUCAGACUACUAUGAGAUCUGUGGAUAUGCUGGUCACUAUGUUCACUGUCAGUUGUACCAACUACGUGAUGGAUCGUGGCGAUGGCUGGCAACACAAAGGAAAACUAGCUAUCGGGAACUCACAGACAUUAUUUAUGACGCCCACGAUGGCUAUUACUUCGUGGCGUACAGUUCCUCCCAAGGCCAGAGUCCAGUGAUGGAGCUGCGAUCUGUCAAGGACCAAUUCAGUCUACCCAGUACAAGAAACGAGCCCCCGCUAUUCUCCUUUCAUUCAGAUGAAGCAAACUUGGAGUGGUGGGAGAAAAUAAUACGGACAAACAACCACAAUGAACUCCAGUUCACUUCUACCGCGGAAUUUCGCUUACAUGGCAUUGCCCUGGCCCCAGGGCGACGAUAUCUUGUCUUCUCUGAAGAGGCCAAGGAGUUGCAAAGCCUUGAGACUCCGUGGAGCAGAAAUCACAACAAGGUGGUGUAUACACACAUCGCAAGAAUAUGCACUGGGGACCCUGGACUCAAGCUACCAAACGAGGAGGGGUUGUAUUUCACUUCAUUUUUUAAAACUCGUCUUGUCUGCAAUUUGGAUUACUUUGUAUCUUCCGGAGAAAGUGAAUAUUCCAGUUCGAAUAGGGUAAGAAAGUUAUAUUUCAAUUAUAUGCUUGCUAUGACGCAGGCCUACCUAUCUUCCACAAUUUUGCAUGACGAUUCGACAAUCUACGGCUUGUUUUCGGCCACUGAUCCGGCGAUCCCAUUUCUUCUCAAUGAGUUGGGAAUACGAAGCCCAAUUGCCUUGUGCUCAUUCAGACUUUCUGAUAUCAACAGGGUGAUUCACUCAAGCGAUCUGAUCAAAAUCCGUCCACCUACGCUACCCACAGCUCUUUCACGUUAUUUCAAUCAGACCACAUCUUAUUUCAAUGCUUCGGAGAGCGUACCAGCUAACUUGUGGAAGUUCGGAUGUACGAAUAGAGUCCACAGAAUUCGCCGAACUCAGUCAGGUGGAUUGGAAACAAUAACAGACUGUCCUGGACCAUCGAGUAACAAACGUCUUUUGGCGAUUGAGGCACCAAUGCUGGCCGACUCAGUUUAUCCAUUCGGGGGCCAAGCGCUGGCUCUACUCUCCUUACCUUCUCAGUUAAACGUAAUGAGGGAAGAUCCUCGUUUCAUCGAGAGGCCGCUUGCACAUCUGUGUGCCUCAUGUGAACCCUCAACCCUCGGCUUUGAUGCUGUUACCGUGUUCUACUUGGGCAUGGCCAGUGGUGAGGUCUUCAAACUCAUCGUAUUUAUGAUGAGCAACGCACAUUUACAAGCCGUCAGGAGAAAUCUGCACGAUAGGCCAGCCCUCGGCAAUGCUUCACGACUUAAGCAGUCCACAGUUUUGCACAAGCUACUCCUUCUGCCCAGGAGAACGGAAGUGACCACAAUCGUUCUUACACACGUGGACCAGGAUGGGCGGCAAAGAUUUCUGACCCCCGGGGUGAAAAUGCUUUUAGAGCCAAAUUCCACACUCAACUUGCUACUACUCAAUGGAAAAGAAUUACUUCAGACUGCAACUCACAACUGUCACAGAGCUCGGACUUGCAAGGAAUGUAUGAAGCUACGGGAUCCAGAAUGUUACUGGAGUGUGUUAAAGAAUGAGUGCAAUACUAAUCCUGACGGACUUAACGGACUGGCUACCGGUGAGCAUUCCAAAUGUGCUGAAUUCGACUGUAAACUUGAACAGUAUUGCGCUGCUAAUUCAGGCUCGACUUGCAGCACGAGGUCGACACUGUCUGCUGACAUAUGUAACAGGACCAAAGCGCGUGGAUCAGAAGUGGUGGCCCAGUUGAGGAUGUGUAAUGGAAUCCUCUGCAGCGAUCGUGCACAAAUGAAAAAUUCACUCGGACCACCUCGGCUUUCUGAAAAUCAGGAAGAACCCACGGCAAACCUAACAAACAUGGUUUGGAUUUUAACCAUGAUUAUUUGUGUUGCUACGGCCCUCAGUGCAACCAUUACUUGGGCCUGCGUUCACCACAAGUGUUUGUUUGGGAACGAAUCAUUGUGCCGCAAGAGAACCGUGCCAUCAAGGGAGGGACGCGUUCGGUGUCUCUAUUGUGAACGGAAAAAUGCAAAUUCUCUUCAUAUGCUUGAAAGGCAAACAACACUGGUUACUUCCAGUUGUCCAUCUUCAUUUCACUUAUCGUUCGAAAGUCCCGUAGCACACAAGGAACGUCCACUGGAAGCAACUCACUACUUAACAUUACCCUAUUCAAAAAUCCUGCCUGAUUCGCUUUCAAAGGCUGGCACGAUGUGUCUCAAUAAUGAUUUAUGCGGAUUAGUGAAGAAAGAAGUACCUAAUGAAAAUCUAUCAACCCAGCACAGACUCAUAUGUAAAGACUGUAACAAAUAAUUGACAUUUCAUUAUGUCCGUUUCUCGUUUGCUAUUGGCUAAAACAGCCACUGCCUUUUCGACAACCAAGUGUCACAAUCGUUUUUCCCAUCCUCUUAUUGUAUCGAAAUGGAUAACUCUAGAAGCAACCCAAUGGAUUCAUUCAUGCCAAGCAUCAUCGCGGACAUAGUUUCCGCUGUCACUCGUACUUAUUGGAACGGGUUACAUGCCGGUUGCAGAAGUUUCACAACAUUCCAUGACACUUGAGUUCAGUAAAGCUGCUUGGUCGAAAAAGACAGUUAUAAAGCUAU
Messenger RNA from Dicrocoelium dendriticum, 3109 nucleotides. Lineage: Eukaryota; Metazoa; Platyhelminthes; Trematoda; Plagiorchiida; Dicrocoeliidae. The record is from the annotation of a GenBank genome assembly.